This is a messenger RNA of Microplitis demolitor, 1467 nucleotides long. It is a transcript of the gene Spx, whose product is annotated as splicing factor 3B subunit 4. The record is from RefSeq and is a predicted model, not a curated record. Gene Ontology annotation, molecular function: RNA binding. Gene Ontology annotation, cellular component: nucleolus; U12-type spliceosomal complex. The transcript is spliced from 4 exons. Lineage: Eukaryota; Metazoa; Arthropoda; Insecta; Hymenoptera; Braconidae. Gene Ontology annotation, biological process: positive regulation of mRNA splicing, via spliceosome. The coding region runs from base 121 to 1347 and encodes 408 amino acids.
ACUACGCAACGUUUACUAACGAAUAUGAAGUGAAUGCGAUUUUAUAACCUCUAUAAUUUGAUAAAAAUUUGUAAUAAAAAUUUAAAAAGUUCUAUUACUUGAAUUAAAUCAUUUAAAAAAAUGGCAGCCGGGCCUAUUGCUGAAAGAAAUCAAGAUGCAACAAUAUAUGUCGGCGGUCUCGAUGACAAAGUCACAGAAUCUCUUAUGUGGGAACUAUUUGUUCAGUCUGGACCCGUUGUAAAUGUUCAUAUGCCAAAAGAUCGUGUUACUCAAAUGCAUCAAGGUUACGGUUUUGUAGAGUUUAUGGGAGAAGAAGAUGCAGAUUAUGCAAUUAAAAUAAUGAAUAUGAUAAAAUUGUAUGGGAAACCUAUACGAGUAAAUAAAGCAAGUGCUCAUCAAAAAAAUCUUGACGUGGGAGCAAAUAUAUUUAUUGGUAAUCUUGACGCAGAAGUCGAUGAAAAAUUACUCUACGAUACUUUCAGUGCUUUUGGAGUUAUACUUCAAACACCCAAGAUAAUGCGAGAUCCUGAGACUGGAAAUUCAAAAGGAUUUGCUUUUAUAAAUUUUGCGUCAUUCGAUGCAUCAGAUGCUAGUAUAGAAGCAAUGAACGGUCAAUAUCUUUGUAACCGACCGAUAUCAGUAUCAUAUGCAUUCAAACGUGAUGCUAAAGGCGAACGUCAUGGUAGUGCCGCCGAACGUUUACUUGCAGCUCAAAAUCCAUUAAGCCAAGCCGAUCGUCCUCAUCAGCUCUUUGCUGAUGCUCCGCCGAUUGCACCAAUGCCUAUGUCAAACCCUGGACAUCAUCAUCCAGGUCAUCAUGUGAUGCAUCAUGGAAUGGUAGUUCCACCACCACCUCCACCAGUGACCGCAUUAUCAGCAAUGGGCCAUCAUCCUCCGGCACCGCCACCCGUUCCUGCUCCACCAACUGGUGGAUUCCCGCCGUCAAACAUCCCAGCACCUCCACUGCCACCAAUGGGCAUGUCUGCCCAUCCGCCACUACCACCAGGAAUGCCACCUCCACUGCCACCCAUGCCUGUGCCCACCUCUCAAGCUCAAGGGCAUCGAAUGAUUGCUCCUCCACCGCCACCACCGCCUCCAUCCCACUGGCCACCCCAUCAAGGACAAUUUCCUCAGGGGCCUACUAUGUCCUCCAAUGUUGUAAAUCAAUUCGGACAAUUUCAACCGCCACCGCCUAGACCUCCACCUCCAACUUGGAGACAUCCUCCACCUCCUCCUGUAUCACAAAAUGCUCCGCUACCUACAGUACAACCCCCACAAUUCCGACCACCUUUUCCGCCACGUGGCCCACCGCCACCUCCUCCUCCUCAUGAUGGUCAACAAUAUUAAGAUUUUAUUUUUAUUAUUAUAAUUAAUAAUAUCUUAAUAGUUGACUGCAUCAACCUUCACAAUAUAAUACUGUAUUUUAUAAGUUUUUGUUUUUAAUAAACAUUUUAUUUAAGAAAUAUU